Messenger RNA from Eleginops maclovinus (Patagonian blennie), 4989 nucleotides. It is a transcript of the gene tsc22d1, whose product is annotated as TSC22 domain family, member 1. NCBI's taxonomy places the organism in Eukaryota, Metazoa, Chordata, Actinopteri, Perciformes, Eleginopidae. Bases 749 to 3634 code for a protein of 961 amino acids. The record is from RefSeq and is a predicted model, not a curated record. Gene Ontology annotation, biological process: negative regulation of apoptotic process; regulation of transcription by RNA polymerase II; positive regulation of cell population proliferation. The transcript has 3 exons. Gene Ontology annotation, cellular component: cytosol; nucleus.
CUUCAGUCAGUCAUAGGCAGCACGGAGCCACAGCAGCGGUGCAGGAGGCAGGCUACAUACUGAACAACGCUGGGGAGGACCAGUGAUACAGCAAAACCAACGACAAAACGAGGAUUCAGUGGCAUGGAUUAAACCCUUGGACGCCGCUAUUAAGAGAUCGUAUUCGGUUAUACAUCGCUGUGCACGGAAAGAAAGGUUGCUUGUUUACAUUUGCAUCCCUUUGAUUACAUUCAGCAGCUAAAACGGCUUGCUAUAGUCUGUGUUUAGCUAGCCGGUGAUGGAGACUGGCAGUUAGCUAGCUGACGUUACUCCUCUGUCAGGCUAGCAUCUAGAUUAAGGCUAAUUUAUCUAGCAGCUAUUUGCUUUCAUUGCGGGUGGCAAAGUUCCUCAUUAGAAAACCUACACAAUGUUAGCUUGUGUUUAAUAAAGCCACUAACGGAUAUCAUUGGUGGUUAGCCGGUGAUUUAACACUGGCAUCAGCUGACGUUAGCUUGCUAGCUACUCAGCGAGCGGCCACUAGCUUCUCUAGCCUCGCUAACUGUCAACGUAAAACACUUUAUCGUGUUUUAGAGGCUGUACAUAUUGGCACAACUUUGCCUGACAUUUGCAAACAGCCAGUACUUGGUUGAUGUAUUUAUUUUUUGAUCGUUUUGUCUGUUGAUCGAAGUUUAGUCAAAACGGCGCCGUUAACGAGCUGCAGCCUUAUUGCAUACUGUCAGAGAGCAACCACCCCCCGGAUCCUCACGAAAUGCAUCAUCCGGACCCUGCAGGAGACUCUGGCAGUGUUAGAAAGAUGGCGCACCCGGCUGUCUUUCACAGAAGGGGUAGCAACACAGGCAGCGGGAGCGGCUCCGGGCUGUCAACACCGGCAAACCCGGUGGUCAAUAACAGCCACGUCCCGGCAGAUGAUUAUCAAGCCUCCCUGUUGAUUCAGUGCCAACCCCCUGCUGGGUCAUCCUCCCCGGGUCCCCAUCACAUGCCACCCCACAGCCUGAAUCUGCAUGCCCAGCCCCAGCCCACACAGACUGGAGCUCAGAUAAAAAAGAAGAGUGGCUUCCAGAUUACAAGUGUGACUCCAGCUCAGAUAUCUGUGAGUACCAACAACAGUAUUGCAGAGGACACAGAAAGCUAUGAUGACCUGGAUGAGUCCCACACAGAGGAUCUCUCUUCUUCUGAAAUAUUGGAUGUGUCCCUAUCCAGACCUAAUGACAUAGUGGGUGGAGAGAGGAGCUCUUCAGAGGAGACGCUGAAUAAUUUCCAUGAGGCUGAUACCCCUGGAGCUGUCUCUCCCAACCAGCCUUCACACCCCCAUGCCAUGAACCAAGCUCAACAGCAUAGUGGGGCCAUGGUGAACGGGAAUGUGCAUCAUCACCAUCACCAUCACCAUCACCAUCAACAUCAUCACAACCAUGCUCAGGGGUACCCUCUGUCCUCUGGGCCUGGGAGUACCCCAUCUGCCCUCAAUUCUGGAGCUUUGCCCUGUAUCACCCAGAAAAUGCCUUCUAACGUGGGGGGCCCUCAAGAGAAUGUUUCCCAGGUUGCCCCUCCAAGUAUUGCCGCUCAGCCCGUGGGGGUUGUGGCCCCGGGAUCUCUCCCUGGAAUGCACAGCUCUGCUACGGGUACUACAGUUAGCAUAGUUAAUCCCCAGACCAGCACUGUUAGUAAUGUGAAUAUGUUGAGCUCUGCCAACGUGCCUGUGAGAGGGGGAAUAAGCACGAGUGCUAGCAGUAUCAGUGGAGGCUUUCCUUUCAAUGUGAUGAGUGGAGGGAGUGGAGGUGCUGUUGCAGCCACAGGUAACCUUAUAACCACCACCUCUAAUGUCAGCAUGAUCCAGCAACACCAAAACAUCAACUCCAACAUUACUAUGACUACUACGUCUGCUGCUGUCAGUGCCUCUGGAGGGAUGGGGGUCCCAGCGGGGAUCCAAGGAAGAGUUGCAUCUUCCGUGCUGCAGCCUAUGAGUGCCCCUAUCACAUCUGUGGCCCCUGUAACAUCCGCCCCAGCUCCAGCCCCUGCUGUGACUACCACCAGCUCUCGCUUCCGCGUGGUGAAGCUGGACUCUAGCUCUGAACCCUUUAAGAAGGGCAGAUGGACAUGUACUGAAUUCUACGAUAAGGAGAACCCUGCCUCCGCUCCAAGCUCCGCUCCGUCGGACACUGGCUCUCACAGCAUGCGUCAGUUUGUCUCUGAGAGCUUUGCUGGGACAUCAGAGCGGGAAAGCACAAGUGGUAGUUCUGUGAGUAGCACUAUGAGUACAUUGAGCCAUUAUACUGAGAGUGUGUGCAGUGGAGAGGCUGGGGGACACCCAGUACCCCAGCAUACCCAGGAUUACUCCUCCCCUCCGCAGGGAUAUCAAGGAAUCCUCCCCAGUGGUUUAAGCAUGGGAGUGUCCCAACCUCACAUGCCCCCGCAUGAUAUGACCCAUUCGCAUGUGAAGACUACUGUAGCCCCCUCGGCUCCAACUAGCAUUCAUCAGCCAGUUUCCAUGCAAGGCCACCAGACCACCAUCCCUACAUCGGCUUUACCCCACCAGCUCACUUAUGCCCAGGCAGUUGCUAAUCCACCAUUAGGCUCCACACAGGGUGUUCAGCAGCAACAGGGAGGCCAUCCGCACCAAGGUGUCCCCCAGGCAGCUGCCUCUCAACCUCUGUCCAACCAAACUGGAUCAGCUCCCUCCGGGUUGGCUAACGGUGUAUGUCAGAUGAUAGGUGGCCUGCAGCAGUCACAGGCUCUUCUUCACACACAGACCUCCACCUCUAGUAUGCCCUCUCAUGUUGGAGCACCAGGUCUUGGCCAGCAGCCUCAGGGCCACCCAGGCCACCUAGACUGCCAGCAGCAGACGCCACAGUCACUCCCAACACAAAUCCAAAGUCUUGGAACCCAGCUGCCCACAACAGUCCACCAGAACCAAGUGUCUGCAUCAAGUGUGCCUCCACCCAACCCUCAGAGCGCCCCCCAAGCCCACAACACUGGGACUAGCGGUCGGAUGCCCACACAGGGUGUUCCCCAGAGCCAGGGGUCUUUUGUCAGCUUGGCCCAUGACCACAGCAGUGCCCUUGCUCUGGCUCAUGCUGCCCAGGCCAGUGCCCUCUAUGCCAGCCUGCCCACCUUCACCACCACCCAGCUGCAGGACGCCCAGCGGCUGCUCCUCCAGCACCAGUCGGCUCUGUUGGGGCUCCCAAAGCUGUCUGGAGGGGAGGCUGGAACUGGAUCCGGCGCUGGCCAGGGUCAGGAAGCUGAUGUCAACGCCGCUUCCGCCAGUGCCUUAACUGCAUCAGCUGGUCUAAAGGCUGGUGAUGGAGAGGAGGAUGGUUCCUCGGGAGCCAGCGUUGUGGCCAUAGACAACAAGAUUGAACAAGCAAUGGACCUGGUGAAGAGUCACCUGAUGUACGCCGUGCGUGAGGAAGUGGAGGUCCUUAAGGAGCAGAUCAAGGAGCUGAUCGACCGUAACUCCCAGUUGGAGCAGGAGAACACCCUGUUGAAGACACUGGCCAGUCCAGAGCAGAUGGCCCAGUUCCAGGCACAGGUUCAGACCGGCUCCCCGCCUGCACCUUCAACAGCAGCAACACCGGGACCCCCAAACAAUGCCGCCCUCGCCCAGCCCAACUCGCACAGCUCUGGCCCGUCGGCGUAGCCUGGUCUGCACAGACAGACGGACUAACUGAAACGUUUUUCAGUUCUGCUACAGCAGCAGAGCUAAGCCUUGCCUUCUACAGCAGGAGGUUACGCUGUCGAGUCAAGAAUUUGCACAUAUUUAUCUCUCAGAAGGAUGCAGCCAGCGGGACGAGCAGCGCAGUGCUUUACAGCAUGGCGGUGGAGUGGGACAAUCUCGAGUUGCUAUGGGGGGGGGCGGUUGUUUUCGGGGGAGGAAUGAAUCAUCGGAACAUUUGCCAAAAAACCCUUGGACAUAUCAACUAGAAUGUCUUACCAAGAAGAAACAAAACUGCUUAUCAGUGACGAUAAUAUCCUUAGCUAUAGAUUAAAAAAUCACUGUGCCUGUGUCUGGAUUUUAAUUGAUGUCGAUUUUACUGACGGUGGCGAUGGAAGAGUAGGAGGUGGAGGAUUGUAUUAGCUGUUACUUUUUUGCUGAAUUAUGUAAAUAAAAAGUGGUUCUCUCUCAAGGCUAUAUCCUAAAGUUACAGGCUGAUAGAGAGAGAGAAAAAGGCCUUCAGACUGACAAAUGAAGAAUGUGAGCAAUUAUUAAGACAAAGUCCCCAUCUGGAAUGGGGGAGGGGUGGGAGGUUGUUUAGAACAAUACUUGGCAGCAUUGAUGAUGUUACUUCAAUUGUGGCUUGCUGGGAUGAACAAACAGUGGUUUCUUAUGGAGAUGAUGAUAUUCUAUUUCAGUAUUUCACUUUCAAGCUCCUCAUUUUGCCCUACACAAAGCUCAUCAUUGCUGUUCUCUCAACCCUGCAGCGGCAUGUAAUUUUAAACCUUAUUCGACAGGGUUGAGACAUUGGGCUUAGCUGCAUUUUCUCUUUUUCCUAAAAGUUUGAUGGGCAGAAGAUGAUGUAUAUUUCUGUAUAGUGUAAGUACCAUGUAAAAUAGUGAGGAGAAGGAGAGAACAACAGAGGUUAUCUUGGUCACACAGAUUGAAACGGGUGAGCGAGGAACGUCUGUGUCGUCUAUUUUUAAUGCUGUAUUUUCAAGACUGUGGAUGGACAGGAGUUUAGGUUAUUUAACUUACAACACAACAGCCAACAAUGUUAUCCAUAUCCCUUACUGCAACAAUAACUUACUGUAAAGUCAUGUUUCUUUCUGGCGUAUUGCACCUCUUCUUUUUUUUGACAGUGAAGAAUCUUUGGAUGAACAAUAUCUUAAAACUCAACAUAAAAAACGUUUUUUCUUUUCCAUUCUGUGUAUCAGUUGUAUGCUCAUGUUCUGUGCAUGGUUCUGCAAAACCGGAUAAGAUAUAGUAACAUAAAUACCACAAUUGCACUUGACCGUUGCACAUCACAACUUUCAAUAAACAUGCUUAAGGAAGAAUAA